Theobroma cacao (cacao) is the source of this 2809-nucleotide messenger RNA. Its product is annotated as transcription factor TCP2-like. Gene Ontology annotation, molecular function: DNA-binding transcription factor activity; sequence-specific DNA binding. Gene Ontology annotation, cellular component: nucleus. NCBI's taxonomy places the organism in Eukaryota, Viridiplantae, Streptophyta, Magnoliopsida, Malvales, Malvaceae. Gene Ontology annotation, biological process: regulation of secondary shoot formation. The record is from RefSeq and is a predicted model, not a curated record.
AGUGUCCGUCCUUUCCCGAUAAGCCCGGUGAUUUGCUCGAAUGGGGAUGAAAUGAAAGCCUUUGUUGUUCUCUUUCUCUUAUUUUUCUCUUCUUCACUUUAAACCUCAUAUACACAGCAACCCCCACUGCCAAAUAUCUUCUUCUUUUUCUUACCUUACCAAUUCCCAUUUUCUGGGAUUUUUUUUCUCUCUUUUUGUCUGAGGUCUCUCUUACCAAACUGCUCAACCCUAGCUUAGCUGGAGCUUAAAGGAGAUGUGAGACUAAGGGAAAAAUAUAAAGAACAAAAAAGAGAAAGCCAAAGAAGCUAGCUACCCCAUUUUUUUUAUUAGUUGGAAGCCCAAAGAAAUUCUACUCCAAGGUACUGAUCUGUUUAGAGCUGAAGCUUCUUCAAAGUAGCUAGCUGUGAAGAGUUGCAGAUCUGUGUGGCUUUGGAUUCUAAGUUGUACCAUGGUCUAUAAAGAUCUGCUUCACUUCAAUCAGUGAAGGGAAAGAAAGAGAGAGAGAAUAAAAAUAACAAGUACCCCUAUUCAUUGUCUGAGAACUCGACACCUGUAACAACAGCCAACAUUGUUCAAAGGUCAGCUGCAAGGAAAAGCUUUAAAUAAGUGAAGGAAGAGAAGGAAGAAAGGAAAGAAAGAAAAAGGGUUGGCUCAGAUCGGCGAAUACUGCUUUCUUUAGCUUACUUGUGAAGCAGAAAAGAGAGUGUCUCAGAUUCAAGGCUGUGGCUGCCAUUUUUCAGGCUUUGCUUUUGAAAGCACUGCAAAAAGGUUGAACGAGAGAGAGAGAGGGUAGUCUCCUGACUUAGACCGUGAUAUAUCAAAGCGUAAAAAAAGGCCUUUUAUCACUAUAUAGCCAAAGUACUCUCUGUGUAAUCGUCAUCAAUGCAUAGGACAUCUCAACCCCACCUUCACUUCUUCCCUCACACCACCACCAUCUCCUCCUCUUCUUACUCCUUCUAACAUUACUCCAAAACUUCAGAUUUUCUCUCUUCCUCUUUAGAAGUGCAACAAACAAAAAAGGAAAAAAAUAAAAGAAGAAAAAGGUAGGGGGGUUGUUGUGGGGGGAGGUUUUGCGUUCUUGGUUUGUGAAGAAAGGAAUGAAAGUGGUAUGGAGGUGGAGGAGAUUCAGACACAAGCCUGUAAGUUCUCAAGAGUUGGAAAUGGAAGAAAUGACUCAAGCAAGAUAGGUCAGAAAGUUAGUGACAACUACCCUGAUGAUGAAGAAGACGGAGAACUGAACAAAAGGGCCGGUGCCAAUGGAGGAGGAGGAGGUGGUGGUGGUGGUGGAGCUGACACUGCUGGUACUAAUCGGCUUCGAGGUUGGCAUCAUUCUUCAAGAAUUAUUAGGGUUUCUCGAGCCUCGGGUGGCAAAGAUCGUCACAGCAAGGUUUGGACUUCAAAAGGGUUAAGAGACAGGAGGGUAAGGUUAUCUGUCACCACAGCUAUACAAUUUUAUGAUCUACAAGAUCGAUUGGGCUAUGAUCAGCCUAGUAAAGCUGUAGAGUGGCUAAUUAAAGCUGCUUCUGAUGCAAUUGCGGAGCUUCCUUCACUUAACAGUUCAUUUCCUGAUACACCAAAGCAAUUGAGUGAUGAGAAAAGGGCAAGUGGGGGAAAUGAACAAGGGUUUGACUCAGCUGAAGUAGAGCUGGAUGGUGAUCCAAACAAUUACCAACAAAAUCAAAGUCAACACCUUUCUUUGUCCAAAUCAGCUUGCAGUAGCACGUCCGAGACUAGCAGAAACUCGGGUUUAUCCCUUUCAAGGUCUGAGAUCCGUGUAAAGGCCCGGGAACGAGCCAGGGAAAGAGCAGCUAAAGAAAAGGAGAAAGAGCAGGAGUCCCGCAUUGCACAUCACCAAAAUGUGAACCCUAUUUCUCAAAACUCUUCCUUCACUGAGUUACUUACCGGUGGUAUUGGCAGUGUUGGCAACAAUAAUGCUAGUCCUACAGCUUCAGCACAUCAAAACCCCAAUGGGGAGCCUGAUUUUUUCCACAAGGCUAAUACUGCCAGGCAGUGGCCUGGAACUCCAAUGGAUUACUUUACCUCGGGGCUCCUUGCACCAUCUUCUUCUUCAAGAAGUCAUCAUUCUUCAGGAUUUCCAGGACAAAUCCAACUAGGAAACUCUUUGCCACAAUCAAUAUCAAUAUCACCAUUCAAUGUGUCGGGUGAAAAUCAUCAAGAGUUGCAGCAUUUUUCGUUUGUUCCAAAUCCUGAUCAUCUGAUCCCGGUGGCAACAACACAGCCGGGGCCAGGGGGUGACUACAACCUUAACUUCACAAUCUCUUCCGGCCUUGCUGGUUUCAAUAGGGGGACCCUUCAGUCCAAUUCUCCGUCUUUUUCGCCUCACCUCCUCCAGAGGUUUUCUUCUAUAGACGGAUCAUCACCCUUCUACAUUGGUACACCACCAGUGGAGAAUCAUCACCACCAUCAGUUCCCAGCUGGAUUAGAUGGCCGCUUGCAGCUCUGCUAUGGGGAUGGAAGCAGGAGCUCAGACCAGAAGGGAAAAGGAAAGAACUAAUCAGUUUCCUGAAAACGUCUCCUCUAGGCACCAUCUUUUCUCUGGAAAAGCAAAGAUGGAGGAAGCAGUGGCAAGCUGUGAGCGAAAGCAUUCCUUCCUUCCUUGCAUUGGGUGAUACCUUUGUUAUUGUGCUUCUAAAAUUGUUAGUGUUUCUGGUUUAUCCGUUUUGAAGUCAUUCCGCUGGCACUGGCGUAUUGGGAUAUAUUUGUCUAUGCGUGCAAAAAGCAUUGUGUGUUUCCAACAAGUAUAACAAAAAACAAUUCGAUUGAAGUUAAUUCUUUUUUUUUACCUUUA